Molecule: messenger RNA, 5355 nt
Organism: Colossoma macropomum (tambaqui)
Lineage: Eukaryota; Metazoa; Chordata; Actinopteri; Characiformes; Serrasalmidae
Gene: adgb
Product: androglobin
Exons: 36
Coding region: 151-4809 (1552 amino acids)
Biological process (GO): proteolysis
Molecular function (GO): heme binding; calcium-dependent cysteine-type endopeptidase activity; protein binding
Source: RefSeq, a predicted model, not a curated record
UCGUCGCUUAGCAACAUUUCAAACUUUCCUCAGUCAUUGCUAGCAAAACAAGUCAGACUUAGUCAUUGUUUAUCAUUCUUGCUGAAUAAAGUUAACGUUAUCUUUCGCAGCGAGCGAUAACUGAAUGGAAAAGGAAUAGCUCAUGAAACAAUGUCGAAGCAGCCAGCAAAGAAAAAGGAGUCUUCAUCCAGUCGCGUCCCUUCAUCGCAAGGACAGUCGCCCACUAAAGAGGUCUCCUCAUUAGUGGUCAGUGCAUCAGAGGGCCCAGGGGAGCUGAAGAGGAGCCGCUUCCCUAUCUGGCCUGAAUGGAAUGAGGCUGAGGUCAGUGCAGAGAAAUGGGACGCAGCCAAAGGGGCAAAGGAUGGAAAAGCCGGGAAGAGUCCACUCAGUCAAUUCUUUGAGGACCCAGAGGGGAAGGUUGAGCUCCCAGCAUCUUUAAAAGUUCACACCUGGAAACGCCCUUCAGAGCACAUAGUAAACAAGGCUCCUGUGGUGGUGGAGAAUGAAUCAACCUUUGAUCUCACUUCAGCUAAUGAGCAUUUACUCUCAAGUGAGCUCAUGCGCUGGAUCAUCAGUGAGAUCUACAUUGUGUGGAAAGUCUGCAAUGGAGCAGUGGGAAUGGCGAGUGAGGCUCCUAAUCCCUGGAGGCCAUGGGAACACAUCUAUUCCCUAUGUAAAGUGACGAAGGACCACGUGCCCCAAUACAAUAUCUAUGGGAAGUACGUGGUUAGACUCUACUGGAUGGGUUGCUGGAGGAAGAUCACUAUUGAUGACUCUUUGCCGUUUGAUGAGAAGAGCAAUCUGCUGCUUCCUGCUACCACUAACCAGUCAGAGCUCUGGCCUAUGCUAUUGACUAAAGCUAUCCUUAAGCUAGCCAGUACGGAUGUGGUGCCAAGCCCCAGGAGAGAGCUGGGAGAGUUCACUGUCAUCCACUGUCUGACCGGCUGGAUACCAGAGAUAAUACCCCUUCAAUCCCGAUAUGUGGGAAAAGUGUGGGAAUUCCUGAAGGAUGCCAUUCCGAGGUUUCAGGUCAUGGAGGAGAGCUCAGAGGAGAGAACCUCAUCGGCCGACUACACUGCUGCUAAAGACUCACAGGGCAGUGAACGUAACAUUGAGUCACCUACUCCGAGCAAGGAAAAUCACAAAGAGAAAAGGAAAAGCAAAGAUGGGGACAAAGACAGAAAGACCACCCAAUCCAAUGAACCAACCUCCACCCAGCCCAAUACUACCAGUCAACCCACAGCUGACAGCAGCAUGCCUCCUCCUGCUCCUCAGAUGGUAGUGUGUGCCAGUUACCAGCCGUUGCACCUGCAGGAGAAGAGGACCUCCGUGCUGGGCCAGAUGGCAGACUCGUCAGAGAGACUGCGGCAGUAUGGGCUCUCCCAGCUUUACAGUCACCCCGUGCUGCUCACACGAACCAGAGCCUGCCCCCUUGUGGCUGCCCCAAAAUCGCCCCCCUUGCCUCGCUGGAAACUUAUCCGCCCUCGAAAGGAGAGGAACAUCACUGACGAACCCAAGGAGACUCCAGUCCAGAAGCCUGAACAGUACAUAGAGGUGGCUAGUCCCUUCAUCAACUUCAAACUCAUGACCAUGGCUGGACCGCUUCAACAGGAUUCUCAACCAAAUGGCAACAGGAGGCGUGCACGUAGCUCUAAUCUGGCUUCAUUCAAUGAGACAGAGGAGAGCGAUGGUCCCAACCCCACCCAUCACGACAUCACAGACAACAGCCUCAACUCGCUGGAUGCUUUGGAAAGCACCGAGGUAACAACAAAGCACAAGAAGAAGGACGAAAUCAUCGCUCAAGAUGCUGAGUCGUUGCCAGUUCCUGACACAGAGAAAGAGAAAGCAGAAGAAAAGGAGAGAGUGCAGACAACUAAAAAGUCGAGUCCUGCCCCGCUGCAGUCCCAGGAGGUGUUUGUGCCGGAAAAGGCCAUGCUCCAGGAAACCUGGGUCCACCUGCAGGACUUUCCUAAGUGCUUCCAGACACUGCUUGUUUUUCACAAGCCAGACGCGUAUGCUCAUCACUUUCAGAAGUCACAGUUUAAGAGCACCAUUGCGUCUAGAGCGUCUGCCACUGCUCUGCCAAACACAGUAGGCUCGACCAACUUUGCAGCCUCAGGGAAACUGCCUGACGCUUCUGGAGCUACACAAAUGCAGGGUCCGGAUGAGAAGGGCUGUCACUUUCUGCUUGUGGAUAGCCUGUUACCUACAGAGAUUUUCAUCUGUUUCUCAGCACUGGUACACUGGGGAGACACCAUGAAUGAGAACAAGGAGUGUGUAUCCAGGCCUGGGAUUCUGACGGCUGAACCUUUCUCCUGGAAGAGCAUUGAAGCCCAGUUUCCUGAGAUUCAUAUCCAGACCACCGCCUGCAAAGCAGAGCUUCUUUCUCUGCCACCAGGACGUCACCUUUUUUGUAUCCACACGAGGGCACUGUUAGGUUUCCACCUACAGCUAUACAGCAUGACCUCUUUCGUGUUUGGUGAAGAGGACGUAGUGAUGCCCCACCUUGAUAAGGAGAGUUUGAGAUUCUGUGAGCAGGCUCUAUUGAUUCUUAAAGUUCUAGGUGGAGUGGUCAGCUCUUUCUCUGACCCACAAGAACUGCCAUCAGCCACCAGGGCGCUGGAGGAGGCCAUCUGCCUGCCAUCACACAGCAAAGUGGCAAACAGAGAGCACUGGAGGGUUUUUAAUGAAGCGGUGUGUCAUAUGUUCUGCUCCGUGCUGGGGCGUAAGUUAACCUCUGAAGAGAUGUUUGCAGUGCAGGCCCUGACUAGAGACCCUGCGCUCAAUUGCAGCAGCACAAAGGACACACAAGACACGCUUUCAACAGAUGGUGCUCCAGGGGGCUGGAUCGGUAGGCAGGCCACAGAGCAGGAGAAGCAGGCGGCCACCAUCCUGCAGGCUGGCUGGAAGGGCUACCUGGUGAGAGAAAUCAUCAGUGCUGCCAGACCAGGCUCUGAGGAGAAUCUGAAAGUUGCUCAGACUCUGCUGAAAAUGUGGGCUUCUGUGGAAUUGGAUGUCGAGAAACAUGCUGUGUCUUUACUGAGGUACAUGAUCAUUAAUAAUGAACGAACGAUGGAGUUAUUUCCUUGCAGAGAGGAUGAGUGGACCAGAAUAACCUUUGUUGACUACUCUGUUCCUGUCCCUGAUAUAUCCAACUCCUGGAUGCUGCUCUUUAGGGAGGUGUUCCAUGUUCCUAAAGCUAUGCUCCUGGUGGCUAAAAUAUACUCUCCCCUUCCUGCCUGCAUUCUGCAUGUCAUCGACAAUGAUACUGGAGAAGAAUUACCUAGAGUUUUCCAUAGAGUCGAGCCAUAUGUAUACACCCCGAAUAAGGCUGGCUACACGUUUUUGGCAGAGGCGCAUACUGGGGACAUGCCAGUAGUAGAUGGGAAGUGGCGACUGCGACUGAUUGGUUCCCGAGAGCCACUGCCCCAACUGGCCAGAGAGACACUGGCCACUAACUUCUCAGUGAAGGAGUUCAAAGAUUACUACAUCCCUAACGAGAAGAACAUUAUCUGCAGGCACACAGUGAACGUGUCAGGUGAUUGUAUAGCCACAGUGCAGUUCCAGACAUCAAAAGCGGAUGUCCAUAUUAAACUUAGCAUCCUGGACCACGAGAAAGAGGUGGCAAGCAAACGGGGCAAAGGUCAUGUCAUCAUCCCCGUCUACUGCUUUUCAGCAAGCAAUGACUCUUCCGGCAGUGCCGAUGAGCGUGCGGGGGCGCAGUGGUCUCAGGACGGCCCUGACGGGGGUCAGAGAGAAGGAGGAGCAGAAGGAAAGGCGGUGGGGAAUGAGGACUGUCCGCCCCCUGCCUCUGAGCAGUUUCCUGCCGAACCGGGUCACAAGUACAUUGUUCAGGCUGAGGUGCUUCACAAGAGCUGGCCUCUGGAUGACUCACUGUCAGGCUUUAUCCAGACCCUGAGAUAUAUGGAGCAAAAUGAGAUGAGAGUGGGCGGAGAAAAGCCAGAGGAUCUCGCCGCACCUACCAGCAGCGAGGCACAGAAAUUAGCCACGCCCAAAACCACCCGCAAGACCAAAGAGAAGGAGAAAGACAAAUCGACCUCCAAGCCAGGCUCCAGGAUGGAACAAAAUCUGGACGUGAGUAAGCCUCACUGGAUUCUCCGUGUGGUCACUGAGUUUUCGGAUAUGGAGGGGAUCAAGGUGAGAAAGGACACAGAGAGACUGGACCAAAUCAGAGCCAUCAAACUAGCCUGGGAGGCUGCUGAGCCAGGAAGAGCAGUUAAGGCUCUUCAGUCCCGCCUCCAGUUCAUUAACAAACAUCUGAGGACACUUGGAGAUGCAGCGGAAGGAGCCGAGACCAUUACUGCCGAGACAGGUGUUCAGUCUCAGUCCCCUUCCACUCCCUCCAGCUAUGAAGACAGUGUAACUGCUCACCAGAAAUACAAUUAUGUCAUGGACUACACACCUUUCAUCAGGAGGACUGGCAAGCAGGUUCGUCUGAAGGAUGCACUGAUAGAAGAGGAACAGAGAAAGGAACGUUCUGAGAGGAUCCAGAGCUUCCGCCUGCUCCGAGACACAGUGCUGGAACACCGCAAACAGGAGCUGAUCUCCCGCAGGGAGCUGAAGAGGAGACAGCUGGAGACUUACGAUGGCCUACAGGUGGCUCUAGCUGAGCAGAGGCAGAAGAUCCUGCAGGCUCGAGAGGCAUUCCGCUCCCGCCUCCUAGAGGAGGAGUCUCGGAAGAGAAAGGCAGAGUUAGCCCUGGAGACAGCCCGACAGGAUGAACUGGAGAAAAGCCAACCCCGGCAAACCCCAGCAACAGCACGCAAGAGUGGAGGCAAGAAGAAGUGAACUGAUUGGCUAGAACCUUGCAGCAAUUAAAUUAGUCAUCUAUGACAAUGUGGUAGGAUGUGGUAGAUACACUAAUUUAGUGCAUCAAUUAAAUUAAAAUCAAAACAUUUGUUUAUAAAAAGCUUUCUUUACCAUGUUUGGCUUACAAACUCUGCGUGAAUUGAAAUUAGUUGGCUAGUUCUACCAGCAUAUUCAAUGCAUUAGGUUUUAAGGAGAACCUUUGGGUUUAAAUUUCAGUGGCACAUUUUCUAAGCACAGAAUAAUCUUAGGAUUUUGAGAGAUAUUUGCUGGAGAAUUUGUCUAUGUUGCAAAGUGCUUAGAUUUUAGAAUAUUGUCAAAUUGGAGGUAUUAAAAUUUGGUGAAAUGGGGUUUAGGGACAAAUAUCCAGUAUUUAAUGUGGAGAUACAUAAACAGUAAUCCUUUAGUCUAGGUUACUUAAUGUAUUGGGUUUACCAUUGCAUUUGAACAUCUGUAACAGAAAAAAACCUGUACUGUUAUCUGAUUUUCUUGUUGGAAGUGUGAAAAGUGUCAUUAAAUACUUUAUAA